UUGAGGUUAAGUAAAAAAAAGGAAGCCACGUUGACACGAAGUGGUGUUUUCACUUUUUUCUGCCGCGGGGAAAUAACGGUCACGUCGUCAAGUUACAUCCGUCAAGUCAGGAACAUCAAUUGAAACGUAUAGAAAGGCCAAAGAAGCCACAUCAUCUAACAGGAUGAGUGUUGGAUUCAUUGGAGCGGGCCAGCUGGCUCACGCACUGGUGAAAGGGUUCACAGCUGCAGGUGUGAUUGCUACCCACAGGAUUACAGCCAGCUCCCCAGACACAGACCUGCCCACUGUGUCGGGGCUGAGGAAAAUGGGGGUGAACCUGACAACUAGCAACAAAGAGGCCGUCAACAAGAGCGAUGUACUCUUCCUGGCUGUGAAACCCCACAUCAUCCCUUUCGUUCUCGAUGAGAUCGGGCCAGACAUUGAAGACCGCCAUCUCAUAGUCUCCUGCGCGGCAGGCGUCACCAUCAACUCCAUAGAGAAGAAGUUGCUUCAGUACCGUUCAGCUCCUAAAGUCAUGAGGUGUAUGACAAAUACUCCCGUGGUGGUGAGAGAGGGAGCUACAGUGUACGCCACUGGGACACAUGCAGAGGUGGAGGACGGCAAGUUGCUGGAGCAGCUGAUGGCCAGCGUGGGUUUCUGCACUGAGGUGGAGGAGGACCUCAUUGACGCUGUCACUGGGCUGAGUGGCAGUGGACCGGCCUACGCGUUCACAGCCCUUGAUGCUCUCGCAGAUGGAGGAGUGAAGAUGGGUCUGCCCAGGAGACUGGCAGUCAGACUUGGAGCUCAGGCCCUACUGGGAGCUGCUAAAAUGCUGCUGGACUCGGAGCAACACCCAGGCCAGCUGAAGGACAAUGUUUGCUCCCCAGGGGGCGCCACCAUCCAUGCCCUGCACGUCCUGGAGAGUGGUGGCUUCCGCAGCCUCCUGAUCAAUGCAGUGGAGGCUUCAUGCAUUAGGACACGGGAGCUACAGUUUCUGGCAGACCAGGAGCGCAUCUCCCCAGCAGCCAUUAAGAAAACUACACUGGACAAGGUGCUCCAGCAGCCCGGAGUCACAGUCAGCGGAGUGGCUAAUGGGAACGGCAGAUCGGGGCUCAACCUGUUUAACAAUCGCAGCCCUGGGAUCAAGAAGAACUGAGUGCAUGGAGCCAGGCACACACACAAACACAUUACAGGUUUAAAGGUAUACUAUGCAAGAUUUUCCUAAAAAAAAACAGUAGACUCGGAAGUACAAAAGUAAUCCCUCUCAGUCAUCACUUAUGAGCCACUUAUGAGUGUGUGGUGGUGUCUGUGUCAGCAGAGACCCUGCCCUCUGCCUGUAUGCUCUUAUUUUGCUGUCGUCAGGACAUUUCUGCGCUCCAACCUUUGGGCAGAGAGUGUGUAGGCCCUAGCCAAUGACAGAGCAUAGGGGAGGUCAGGACUUUAUACAAAUUUAGCAACCAGGUGCCAUAAGCAGCAUGUAUCCAGGAGGAAGCUAUGAAACUGACGGACACAGUGCUGGAAAAAAGCAAGUAAAGCGAGGGGAAAACGCCAAGUGGACAAAGCUUGUUCCAAAACGAGAGUGAAUCUGGGGUUGGCUUUCACUCGCUGGUUAGCACUGAAGUAGAGGAUGGGGAGGAAGAGCGACGCAGAGUUGGCCUGUUUUCUGUUGGCCAGGUUGUUAGCUUGCUAAAGUAUCGGCUUUUCCAUUACAACAAAUGUAAUGUUCCAAUGUUCCAACCAAUAGCAGCUUGCAGCACAUGCAAAAAGUGUGUUUCUGGUGUCAUUGAGCCAAGUUUGAAUGUUGUGUUUACAAACAGUAAGUGACAAUUGCUGCAUAAUAUACCUUUUAAGUGUACCAACAUGUACACAUGUGGACACACUUGCAUAUUCUGCAGCUGUUCAGCCAAUCAAUCAAGAAAUGGACUCGGGACUGGUCUGAAUUCACAUCCAAAUUGGCAUAAUUGCCAGAUUAUUUAUUCAUACUUGAGUUACAUGUGGACCGUGGACCCGGUGGUGUCGCCACCACAUUGCACACAAGCACAGGUGUAUUCUGGGUGCAUUGCUCACAGUUAUAGCCUUAUGUUGUGAUGCAGGAUUACUGUCUACACAUACACACCGAAGAGCAAAAGUGCAUUUACAAUCUGUUGUCUGUCUGUGUUUGGGCUCUAGACUAUGUAAGGCUGUUAAAUGGUAAUGACCCAGUGGGCCAUCAUGGGAUCCUGGUACACACCAGGCAGCAGAUGGCUGCUGGGAUACCAUCAAACUCUUAGUGUAUGCUUUUAAUGUCUUUUUAAAAAAAAAAUGAAGCCACAAUGUAAAUCUUUAUGUAACCCUCCUUUGUUUGGGCAAAUUCUUAUUUUUGUUAGUCCAACAGUGUUAUACUGUUAACAAAGACUGAGUAUGGAUUGAACAAAACAAAUUAAUAACUGUCUUUGGUUGUUUUGAUUGUUGUAUAUGAACACUACAGUGAACACCGUCUUCACAGAUAAUAUACCUUUCUAUCAGUGUUAUAAUGGGGUUUCUAGCACAUUGAGAACAUUGUGCCUUUUGUGCCCAGAAAAUAUAAUUUCUCUCAUAUAAAGGUCAUUCCAAGCUUUGAAACACCUCUGUCAGCAUUUUCCUCAGAUCCCUCCGUUCAUGUGUUUGUUUUUGCUUGAGGACAUUAUGCUUCUUAAACCGCAAAUCUUAAAUUGUUAUCUUGAACCGCCUGCCACCACAAAGGCACAUUUUACAUUUUUCUCAUAAGGCAAUGUGACGUUGUUACCUGGAAGUGCUGCAACAAAUUCAUCUACACAAUGAAACACCCACUCAAGAAUAUAUUCCUGUAGAUUGAUGUAAAAGAAUUACAUCAGCCUUCAAUCCGUCCUAAUUUUGUACUAUUCUAUAUAUUUUUAUUCCCAUGUUACAUGUUAUGUAUUGUUUUUUUCAGCAUAUUGACCGCCGAGUUGCUUUGCCAGUCAAAAAGUCAAUAUUAAAGGAUCAGA
Chelmon rostratus (copperband butterflyfish) is the source of this 2963-nucleotide messenger RNA. RefSeq names its product pyrroline-5-carboxylate reductase 1b (gene pycr1b). Bases 164 to 1135 code for a protein of 323 amino acids. The record is from RefSeq and is a predicted model, not a curated record. Gene Ontology annotation, molecular function: pyrroline-5-carboxylate reductase activity. Gene Ontology annotation, biological process: L-proline biosynthetic process. Lineage: Eukaryota; Metazoa; Chordata; Actinopteri; Chaetodontiformes; Chaetodontidae. The transcript has 9 exons.